Gossypium raimondii (Peruvian cotton) is the source of this 852-nucleotide messenger RNA. RefSeq lists its product as uncharacterized. The record is from RefSeq and is a predicted model, not a curated record. Bases 1 to 852 code for a protein of 283 amino acids. Lineage: Eukaryota; Viridiplantae; Streptophyta; Magnoliopsida; Malvales; Malvaceae. Gene Ontology annotation, molecular function: nucleic acid binding; zinc ion binding. The transcript has 4 exons.
AUGUGUGUACGUUUUGAAGACAGACUGAAGGAUGAGAUCAGAAUAAACGAAGAAAAAAGAUACGAAUUUGAGAAACGUAGUGGGUCUACAGCUUUCUCAAGUUCUCAACAGAAGAAAUUGAAGGAAUCUAGUACUAAGUUCUCCGCUCUGUCAGGGUUUUUUAGAAGGGAUCAACCGAAGAAGAGUAGCAAGAAAGCUCCAGCUCCGUUAGUAGUUAGUGUAGGUAAUGUGUGGAAUACGAAUAGAACAAAGUGCAAGCAAUGCAGGCGGUUUCACCUUGGUGUUUGUAGAGUUAAUGACGGGACGUGUUUUGUAUGUGGAUAUCCAGACCAUUUUAAAAGAGAGUGUCCAAAUCAUAAGGAGCCUAAUAAAGAGCAUAACGAGAAAUCUGUGACAACUCAUACUCGAGGUAGAAGACCUGGAAAUAGCCAUUUGGCUGGGAUCAAAAGGGGUGGGGUUAAAGAAAUAGCGGUCAAAUCUAAAGCUAGGGAUCUUGCUAGAACAUAUGCCAUUCGUAUACGAAGGGAAGCCUCGUCUCCUGAUGUUAUUGCGGGCCAUAAUGUUAUAGUUGAUUUGGUUUCCAAGCAAUGUCCAUUGAAAAUUCAAGGCUACAACUUUCCUGCCGAUUUAAUGUUGUUACCCUUCAAUGAGUUUGAUGUCAUCCUGGGUAUUAAUUGGCUAAACAUGCAUGAUGUUGUGUUUAGUUGUCGUCAGAAAAGGGUUGAGUUGAAGGUUUCAAAUGGUGAAAUUUUGGAUUCCAAAUUGUCAGAGAAGAAAGUGGAUCAAGUGUCGUUAAUUUGUGAAUUUUCAGAUGUUUUUCCUGAGGAAUUACUGGGUUUACCACCGGAGUGA